AUGCUCGCUCCCGUCCGGUUUGGUUCGGUAAAUAUCCUGCUUGAGAAUCUUUGCGAGAAACUCACUGACAUUUUUUGUGAGAAUUGCACUGAAAGUCUCUGUGAGAAUCACAUUGAGAAUCUCUUCGAGAAUCUCACUGAGAAUCGUUGUGAAAAUUUCACUGAGAUUUGCUGUGAUAAUCUCACAGAGAAUCUCACUAUGCGGUUCUUAGUGCGAAUCUUAAGAAUUCUUUUGAAAGUCUUUAUAAGAAUGUACAUUGUGAGCGUCUUAAAUUUCAAAGAGAAUCUCUGUAAGAACAUAACUAGAAACCAGUAUGAGAUUCUCUCUAACAAACACUAUGAGAGUAUCACUGAGAACCAUUACGAUCGUAUUAGUGAGAUCCACUAUGAAAAUCUCAGCGAGAAUCGCAUUGAGAGUCUCAGUGAGAAUCACACUGACAAUCUCUGUGAAAAUCUUGUUGAGAUUCUUUAUGAAAAUAUCACUGAGAUUUACUUGAUAAUCUUACAGCGAAUCUGUGAGUUCUCAAGUCAGAAUCUCAAGAAUUCCUUUAAAAGUAUUUUUAAGAAUAUAUCUGAAGAUUAUAAAGAGAAUCUGUCUGAGAAUUUCAAUGUGAUUAUCUGUGAAAAUUUAACUGAGAAUCUCAGUGAAAAUCUCAUUGAGAAUUUCAGUGAAAGUCUCACUGAGAAUCUUAGUGGGAAUCUCACUGAGAAUCUCAGUGAAAAUCUCACUGAGAAUCUCAGUGAAAAUCUCACUGAGAAUCUCAGUGACAAUAUCACUGAGGCUAUCAGCAAAAAUUUCACUGAGAAACUCAGUGAAAAUCUCACUGAUAAUUUCAGUGAAAAUCUUACUAAGAAUCUCAGUGAAAAUCUCACUGGGAAUCACAGUGAAAACCUCACUGAUAACCUGCGUGAGAUGCGCACUAGGAAUUUCACUAAGAAUCAUUGAGAAUCUCAGGGAGAAUCUCUCUGAGAAUGUUUGCAUAAAUGUCACUAAGAGUAUCUGUGAGAAUCUCACUGGUAAACACUAUGAGAAUCUCAUUGGCUGCCUCAAUUAGAAUGAUGAACGUAAUGAGAAUCUUUGUGAUAAGCUCAAAGAAAAUAAUCACGAGAAUUUCUCUGAGAAUCUGUAUGGAAGUCUCUCUGAGGUUCCCUGUGAGUCUCAUUAGGAAUCUCUACUAGAAACUAGGUAAGAAUCUUAGUGAUCGCCCAAGCCUUCCAAAUAAACGAAUAAGUAAAAAUAAAAUUAAAAAAAAAUCUUAGUGAGAAUCGCACCUGAGAAACACUGCGAAAAUGUAAUUGAACAUCAUUUAAAAAAAUAUGAUUGUGUUUUUUUCAACUGGUCGGGUUACCCUUUGUGGCAUUCCUCUGGAAUAGUGAGUUCACGAGUCGUUGCUGUUGUCGUUUUUUUGUUUCGUGCAAACUACCGGUACCAUUAAGGGUGUUGGAUGAGGUUUUCUAUUUUUCGGCUACAUCAAAUCGAGACUAUUAGUCUCGGAUUUAUUUGACCCAAAGCAGGGCAUGAGCUUUUAUGUUGUCUUUUCCAGGCUUGUGUGGUUGGGAAGGAUCUAUUGUUGGCGGUAUGUUACUAUAGUCUUUAGUUUUUUUUUUCUUUCUAUUCUUCAGGUCAUUGGAGUAUAGAAGUAAAAUUGGAUCGAGUCAAUAACCCAGAAAUAUCGAUGACAUGCUAUUUUUUAAUCCUUUGGGUUCUACCGCAGUAACAUUGUUUAGUCAAACAGACUAGAAUAUGUCCUUAAAACCAUUAUAAAUCCAAAAUGAAAGGUAUAAGGUUUUAUUAAGGUUCUCAAAGCCUCUACAAGACUAAUUUGUCAUCAAAAUGUUACUUGUGUAGUCAUAGUUUUUAGUUUUAAUAAGGCAUCCAGCUUGGAACUAUCAAUGAAUGUUUCCGAAGCAAUUCCUGGAGGAAUUCUGGAGAUUUUUAUGGAAAAAAUCCUGGAAGAAAUUUUCGGAAGAAUUCCUGACUUGCUUCGGAAAUUCCUCCAGAACUCCUCUAGAAAUUCCUCCGGAUAGUUCUCUAGGAAUUCCUUCGGAAAUUCCUCCAGGAAUUCAUUCGUAAAUUCCUCCAGGAAUUCCUUCGUAAAUUCCUCCAGGAAUUUCUUCGUAAAUUCCUCCAGGAAUUCCUUCGUAAAUUCCUCCAGGAAUUCCUUCGGAAAUUCCUCCAGGAAUGCCUUCGGAAAUUCCUCCAGGAAUUCCUUCGAAAAUUCCUCCAGGAAAUCCUUCCGAAAUUCCUCCAGGAAUUCUUUCGGAAAUUCCUCCAGGAAUUCCUUCGGAAAUUCCUCCAGGAAUUCCUUCGGAAAUUCCUCCAGGAAUUCCUUCGGAAAUUCCUCCGGGAAUUCCUUCGGAAAUUCCUCCGGGAAUUCCUUCGGAAAUUCCUCCG
Messenger RNA from Aedes albopictus (Asian tiger mosquito), 2394 nucleotides. RefSeq names its product ring-infected erythrocyte surface antigen-like. The record is from RefSeq and is a predicted model, not a curated record. NCBI's taxonomy places the organism in Eukaryota, Metazoa, Arthropoda, Insecta, Diptera, Culicidae. The coding region runs from base 1 to 945 and encodes 314 amino acids. The transcript is spliced from 5 exons.